Eutrema salsugineum is the source of this 1132-nucleotide messenger RNA. Its product is annotated as B3 domain-containing protein At3g11580. NCBI's taxonomy places the organism in Eukaryota, Viridiplantae, Streptophyta, Magnoliopsida, Brassicales, Brassicaceae. The transcript is spliced from 3 exons. Gene Ontology annotation, molecular function: DNA-binding transcription factor activity; DNA binding. The record is from RefSeq and is a predicted model, not a curated record. The coding region runs from base 165 to 962 and encodes 265 amino acids.
ACAUCAAUUUAACCAUUUUCACAAUUUUUCACUCCCUCCCUCUCUCUCUCUCCUUCGUAUAAUACUAUAUUAGUACCAUUACCCAUCUCUCUUUCACCACCAAACCUCUGCAAAUCCUCUCUACUCUCUCCAUCUCUCUCUCACUCCAAGAAAACCAAAAAAAAAUGUCAGUCAACUAUUACUCAAGAGACAUCAUCCACCACAACACUCUCUCGUUGCACCACCACCAAAACGACGCCGUCGCACAAAGAGAGUCUUUAUUCGAGAAAUCACUCACACCAAGCGACGUCGGGAAGCUAAACCGCUUAGUCAUACCAAAACAACACGCCGAGAAGUACUUUCCUCUCAACAAUGGCGGCGGCGGAGAUGAUGUGGCAGCGGAGACGACGGAGAAAGGGAUGCUUCUUAGCUUCGAGGACGAGUCAGGCAAGUGUUGGAAAUUCAGAUACUCUUAUUGGAACAGUAGUCAAAGCUACGUGUUGACCAAAGGAUGGAGCAGGUAUGUUAAAGACAAGCACCUCGACGCAGGCGACGUCGUUUUCUUUCAACGGCACCGUUUUGAUCUCCAUAGGCUCUUCAUCGGAUGGCGUAGACGCGGUGAGGCUUCUUCCUCCUCCGCCGUCUCCGCCGUGUCUCAAGAGGCUCGAGUUAAUACGACGGCGUAUUGGAGCGGCUUGACCACACCUUAUCAUCAAGUACACGCGUCAACUACUUACCCUAACAUUCACCAUGAGUAUUCGCACUAUGGCGCCGUCGCUGAGUCACCAACGGUAGUUGCAGGGAGCUCAAGGACGGUGAGGCUAUUCGGCGUUAACCUCGAAUGUCACGGUGAUGUCGUCGAGCCACCACCGUGUCCCGAUGGCUAUAACGGCCAACACAUUUACUAUUACUCAACUCCUAAUCCCAUGAGCAUCUCAUUUGCUGGGGAAGCAAUGGAGCAAGUAGGAGAUGGACGAGGUUGAUGAUAUUAAAAAGAAGUGACAGCUUUUUAGAUUUUGACUUUAGAUUAUGAGCCCAUACUUGGCUCAAUUGUCAUAGAGAAAUUACCCCAAAAAUGAUUAAUAUCAGUAUAACUUCAUUAUGUAUUUACUAUAUUUAACUAAUUUCAAAAAGAAAUAAGAGGAGAGUUUUU